Molecule: messenger RNA, 2640 nt
Organism: Mycosarcoma maydis (corn smut)
Lineage: Eukaryota; Fungi; Basidiomycota; Ustilaginomycetes; Ustilaginales
Exons: 1
Coding region: 1-2640 (879 amino acids)
Source: RefSeq, a predicted model, not a curated record
AUGGCAGCUCAUCUCUGGAAGUCGUGCAACCGACGAAGCUUCUUCUCAGAGAGCCCGGACGUUCCAAGCGGCGUUACCAUUCGUUUUGCCAAGGGGCAGUAUGUUGUCUGCCCCGCGGAAGACGAACGGCUUACCACAUUCUGUCGCGCGGUUGCCAUCCUCAAUUGCGAGGCUGCUAUCACCGUCACGUCUCCUGUCGUUGCGGCCAUCUGCACCCGACUUGCUCCUGGAACGGAACAAAUUCCCAUCACUCCAUCUCAACACAUUCAGGUGGUCGAAACCAUGGAACAGCUCGCCGGUGCACGAAAAGCUCAAAAUGCCUGUUUCAUCCGUCGAGAAGGCACAGUUGUGAUUUGGUGCGACCACGUCGAGCAGCUCGAAGAGAGAGCCCAGGAACUUGAAGAAAAGAUGAUCAAGUUCGUUUGGCACAGCUCUGUCAAGAACAACACUACGAAUUUGCCCGCUUCUUCGAGCACUCCAAGCCUCGUCGACAGUUCUAUGAGUCAGUUCAACCAAAGCCAAGCACGUAUCCGCUCAAUGUCGUCCAACGGCCACGGCACCCCGAUCUAUGGUGCGGCUUCCGGAAACCCCUCGGUUGCUCACUCGAAUCCAUUCUCAGAGUCUCGCGCUGCCGAUGACUCGCCGGUAAACUCCGGCUCUCCUACAACGCCAGGAUGGGCCCACACUUACGCAAGUGAUCCAGAGAAGCAACAACAGUCCGUUUUCGAGGAGAGAAAAGCGAAUUACCAAGCAGCGCUCCAACAUGGAUUGGCUGUUGGCCUUGAUGUAGUCUUGUGCUUCCUUUUCAUUUCAAGGCUCUUCCAAUACUCUCUCAUCGAUGGACAGUGGGCACGCAUGGGCUUGGCUGCAACCACCCUACUUCUGUUUCCCGUCAUCCUUUUCUUUUGUGACAACGUCGUCGGCGUCAUCUUUCAAACCCUCGGACCCAUCCGUCAACUCCACCAGAACUCCCGUUACUAUUCUGGUAAGCCCCCGAAUAGAAUCACCGGUCAGUUGCCGCAUAUCACCAUCCAGAUGCCGGUGUACAAGGAGUCGAUGGAAGGUGUUCUCAUUCCUACGAUCGAGUCGGUCAAGAAAGCCAUCAGUACCUACGAGCUCCAAGGAGGUACGGCAUCGAUCAUUGUUUCCGAGGACGGUAUGCAGCUUCUCCCCAAAGAGCAACAGGUCGCUCGUCAGGAUUACUAUGAGAUGAACAACAUCGGCUGGGUAGCUCGACCCGCGCACGGCAAGGACGGGUAUCUUCGAAAAGGUCGCUUCAAAAAGGCUUCGAACCUCAACUUUACCUGCCACCUUUCUUUGGCAAUCGAGCAGAUGAUGUCUGAAAAUCGACCCCAGGCGCCCGAAGCACUUGCAUUGUGGACUGAAGCCGAUGAGACCAACCUUUACUAUCACUGUCUGGAGCGAUGUCUCCCAAAGCUUCAUCCUCUAGCACAGGCAAGCGGCAACGUCCGAAUCGGUGAUCUGGUGCUUCUCAUCGACUCUGACACGCGAGUUCCCGAAGAUUGCCUUCUGGACGCUGCUUCCGAGAUGGUGCAGUGCCCCGAUGUCGGUGUAUUGCAGCAUUGCUCUGGUGUCAUGAUUGUCACGGACAGCUACUUCGAGCUCGGCAUCAGCUUUUUCACCCGCCUUGUCAACUUUGCAAUCUCGUCAACUGUCGCCGCCGGAGACCUUGCUCCGUUUAUGGGUCACAAUGCCUUUUUACGAUGGUCGGCAAUGCAGGAGGCAUCGUUCGUCGACCCCGAAGACGGUGUCCGAAAGAUCUGGUCCGAAACGCACGUGUCCGAGGACUUUGACAUGGCGCUGCGUCUACUUAUGAGCGGCUACAUCAGCCGAUGGGCCACCUACUCGAACAAUGGUUUCGAAGAGGGCGUGUCGCUUACCUGCGAUGACGAGCUCAACAGGUGGCAAAAGUACGCAUUCGGCUGCUCUGAGCUUGUCUUCAAUCCCAUCUGGCAGUGGCCAUACCGAGGGCCUUUGACAAAGCUCUUCCGCACGUUUUUGCGCAGCAACGCGCCCAUCCACUACAAAUUUUCGGCGUGCUCGUACAUCUUCUCCUACUACGCCAUCGCCUGCGCUUACCCUCUGGCUAUUGCGCUCUACCUAACUCAAGGAUGGUUCUAUCCUGUGUUGCUCCCGGCUUUCCUGCCUCCGUUCCAGGUUUGGGUCGCCGUGAUUGUAGUAUUCACCGCAGGCGGAAACGUCUCGCAGAUUCUUGCAAGAUACCGUGCCAAGGUCGAUGGACUCUUCAACCUCAUCAAGGAACACAUCAUAUGGAUCCCUUACAUGUUUAUCUUCUUCGGUGGCCUCUCGUAUCACGUCUUGACUGCUCUUUUGGCUCACCCUGUCGGUAUCAACAUGAGCUGGGGUGCUACUAUCAAGGACUUGGAGGACAGCAAUUUCUUCAUCGAGGUUCCUCUCAUCUUCAAGAGGUUCUGGAGAGUUCUGUUGCUUUCCACCGUAACCAUCGCAGCUGUCAUCGUGUUUCAAUUGCCACAUGUUCUUCCACUCGAAUGGCAGAUCCAGGGCUUUUUCGUCUACUGGCCCGUCCUUCUUCUUGCCAUCCUGCACAUUCUCUAUCCUAUCGCACUCAACCCAGCGCUCCUCCGUUUCUCUUUCUAG